UAAACUAUCGCGGUGGUUGGAGGAUUAGCGAUGAGUCUUCUUUGGACAAAAGAGAUAUAUAUGCAGCCUUCGCAUUGUUCUAUGUGGUAACUUUGUUACUACUUUCGGCCAAGGAAUGAGCUAUGUAACAACAUUUGCUGGAUACUUUUGUUCCGUUUUGUAGCUCUGUUAUAAAGGUACCGUCAUCUUUCGGCACUGUUGGAGCACCGGCUGCUAGCCACCGCAAGCAAUCCUAGGUAGUGAGAACUGUAAGAGAGGAGAUCGGGGAGAGAAGAGUGACCAGUGGUGUGGGCAGAGAUGGGAGAACCAGAGUCCCUUAAGUUUGUCUCUCUGGAGGAGGAGGUGGACUACUGGAAGGAACUGGCGACCAAGCACCAACAGAGGGCUGAGGAGGCACAGGAGGAGCUGCAGGAGUUCCAGCAGAUGAGUCGUGACUACGAGGUGGAACUGGAGACUGAACUCAAGCAGUGUGAGACACAGAACCGAGAACUCGUCACACAGAACAACAGGCUACACAUGGAACUGGAGAACUACAAGGAGAAGUAUGAAAGGCAGCACUCGGAGGUGUACCGUCAGAUCUCUACUCUGGAAGAAGACCUGGCUGAGACCACGGCCAUCAGAGACCAGCUCCAUAAAUACAUCAGAGAGCUGGAGCAGGCUAACGAUGACCUGGAGAGAUCCAAGAGGGCUACCAUCAUGUCUCUGGAGGACUUUGAACAAAGGAUGAACCAUGUGAUAGAGAGGAAUGCCUUCCUGGAAAGUGAGCUGGACGAGAAGGAGAACCUACUGGAGUCAGUUCAGAGACUGAAGGAUGAAGCCAGAGAUCUAAGACAGGAGUUGGCUGUCCAACAGAAGCAGGAAAGACGACCUUCCUUCACUGUCACCAAAGACUCUUCCUCAGACAAGACGGAGGAAAAAACAUCCCUCCAUACCUCCCAUUCAUCCACACGACCGCCCUCAUCCCUCCAUACCGCCCCUCCUGCUCUCCCUCCAUCCCUCCUCUCCACGCCCUCCAGACCCCCCCACCCCUCAGCAAGCCCCUUCACCACCCCCCCACCCUCUUACAGCAGAGGCGAUGGCCUAUCAGGUGCUCCUCUCACCACGUCGACACGUAUCUCAGCUCUCAACAUCGUAGGAGAACUGCUGAGGAAAGUCGGGAACCUGGAGUCUAAACUCGCGUCCUGUAGGGAGUUUGUCUAUGAACAGUCUCCUGGUUGCAGUACCCUCUCUGGGGGACAGGGGGAGCCACCCAUUCAGAGAGGCACUUCUUCUGACACACCAUCCACCUCCAACGGACUCUACGAGAAAGGAAUGGUGAAGAUGUUAGACUUCGGACCAGGACCCAAAAUGAUUCUGUGAACCCCCACUGCCCCCCCACCCUAGCCCCACACCUCAUCAACCCCUCGCUACAUAUCUAUCAGGGUCGUAUUCACUAGACACCGAAGGGUGGUAAUAUGUCCCUGCCCAGCACAGUCUCCCGAGGUCACCAGGCUUGUAUCCCAGCUUUCAGCUUUCAAUGGGGUUUAAUGUGCUCGCGUACAGCUCUCACUCUGGAAUGGAAUGGAGCAGAUCACUGGACAUCACGGAAAUGAGUCUAGAGUUCUAGAACUGUUCUAGAAUGUCAUUGAGACAGAACCUCACCCUCUAAUGCAAUGGAACGUCAUGGAACGUCAGUGUUGAUAUCAACUUUUCUAGAGCGCCGUUGAGGAGCUUUGAUGACGUCACGGAUCAACGGUACUCCUUCCUCUGCGCUUUACCCAGGAUGCUUGGCCCUGGGGGUCUCUUAUCGAGCACUGAGCGAGGCUUCUAGGAGCGGGGCUUAUGGCUCUGGCACUUCCUGUUGGGACUAACCUGUAGCGGACCCAUUUCUGGUCAAAAGUAGUGCACUAUCUAGGGAACAGGGUGCGACCUGGGUCUAUAGGUCUCUGGUCAAAAGUAGUGCACUAUGUAGGGAAUAGGGUGCCAUUUGAGACGUAACCACAGUGUCUCGCUACAGGACGGCACGUGUUUUGUUGUUACAUUUGAUGUGUUCUGUUUUUGUUCCUUUUUGUUGUUUUAUGGAGGAAGAAGUCUUACUGGAAUGAAUGUUUAUCCACACAAUAAUAAUGAUUAUAUUUAAAAAUAUAUUUUACUUCACUUGAAUACACCCCCUUGUUUUGUCUACCAAUGUUUGAAUAAUAAUACUGUGAACAGUGACACCUACUGGUUAAGGACAGGAAGUGGAAGGAGUGUUAAGAGGGUCAGGAGUAGGGUUGCUAAAUUCAGGUAACUUUCCCCCAAAAAUACCCUGUUUUUACAGAAAUCCUGGUUGGAAGAUUCCCAGAAUCAGGGUGUAGUAAGCAGGGAAUCUGGAAUCCUUCAGCCAGGAUUUCUGGGAAAAAGAGGACAUCUUGGGACUAGUCAGGAGGCAGAAGGAAAGUUGGUGUAGAAGGUUUGGUAAGGAAUAGAUAUACUUUGCACUUUUUUACUGCAGGUCCAGGAUCAGAUGUGGUCCCUGUAAUGGCUAAUGUUGGGGAUUGGGGUUAGGGUAAUCUGAUCCUAGAUCUGUGGGUGAUUGGUUAGGUUGAGGAAUGUGUUCGGCAUAGAGAGGGCUUCUGUGACAGCAUGGGCAGUGCCAUUGAGGGAUUUUUCAAUUUUAAAGUAGUCAAUUUCUUCUUCAACGGUAAAGCAAAGGUUGGUAAAUUACUGCCCCCUGGAGGGUGUUGUCUGAACAGGUAUAAAGACAAGGAUGGUGAUUUACUGCCCCCUGGAGGGUGUUGUCUGAAUGGGUGUAAAGCCAAGGUUGGUGAUUUACUGGCACCUGCAGUUAUGUAAUGUUAGUAUAGUAUAAUUCAUUGGCUUAUCAGUCCUACUGACCUGGAUGGAAUUAUGUAAUCCUUUCCUAACUCAUAGCAAGUCCCAGCCACUUGUCUACUUCAAAAUGGUGAAAGUCCUCUGGCUCGCUCUGCCCAUGCUUAAACCGGCUUUGUGGAACAAGAGCCGUCUAUCCUAGUCUAUGGUGUUGAGGGUGCUACUGAUGGUGGCACGUCAGCCUGGUAAAAACCUGACUGAACGCUAGUCUGCGCUCACCUUUAGAGCUUCAACAUGGCUAGGCUGAUGGAGCUUCAACAUGCCUAGGCUGAUAGAGAUCUUCAACGUGGCUAGGCUGAUAUUAUAACAGAGUUAGAUUACCAAAGUUAAUGAUGCCUUCUCGAACUAUAAUGUGUUUAUAGCAAUACAGUAGGAUUUUCUUACUAGUAGAAGUCUUGAAUGAAUGAACAAUCCAUGAGUAAUCCACGUGGCGAUUGAAGCCGUAUUUUAUAGUUGUACGUGGACAUGUUGAUAUUUGGAUAUAAACUCAGAGAGCCACGUAUGUUGCACAGAGGGGAGACGAGAUGUAUUUUUGUUAUGCAACGGCCUUACCUGUGAAGGACUAGGGCUGCAAAAUUCCGCUAACUUUCUCAAAGUUCCCACAUUUUCCAUAAAUCAGGGUUAGAAGAUUCACAGAAUCAAGCAGGAAUAAACAAAUAAUACAACAUUCCAACCAGGAAUUCUGGAAAUCCUUUUUUUUUUUUUUUUAGUUACCAGAAUUGAAUUUUUCAACCCAAUGAAUGUCACUGUGGUUUGGAAUCUCAGGGUUUUUAACCCAUUCAAGAUGACAAGUGUUUAACAUAUUGUAUAUUGCAGGCGCAAGUGUAACAGAGGUUAUUUGGCUAGGAUAAACCAGUGGUUCACAACCUGUACAGAACACCACCAUGUAAUGUACCCCACCAUGUAAUGUACUCCAUGCUCUGCCCUAUAACCCCCUCUUGAGUCUUUGACCAGUAAGCCUGUGAUCUCAUGAGUCUUUGACCAGUAAGCCUGUGGUCUCAUGAGUCUUUUCAAGUAGUCCCUGUGGAUGGGCCAAUUACCCCCAAGGGUAAACUACUGGGGUUACAAUCCCUGCAUGGUGAAUAACCUUGCCUGAGAUCUGAAGACUCGCGUUAGCUCCCUAGGGUAAUGCCUUGGCUUUAACUCAGUGGGCUAACACAGUCUCUAAAGGCACUCAAUGGCCUGGGUAUGUGGGUUUGAAUACCUGGUUGAUCAUUCUCACCCCUAUGUAUUGGUUGGUUCAUUCUGUGAUGACAGGCUUGUGUCUUAAAUACCAACCCAUUCCCUAUAUAGGGCCCUUCUUUUUCCCCCAGUUAAAAGUAAGGGCAGACUACUCAGUCGUAGGAGCCAGUCAAAAGUAGGGUACUAUACAUUUAUGGAUGCACUCAAAUACUGUCAUACGUAUGUUGAUGAACAGCACGUAGUCGUUUAUACCCUGUUGGGUGAAGCUUUGUGCCUUACUCUGAGACCACAGUGUGGUCUGACCUGAUUAAAGAUGUCUCUCUGUGUAGCUGGGACCUCAGUGUGGUCUGACCUUAUUAAAGAGGUCUCUCUGUGUAGCUGGGACCUCAGUGUGGCCUGACCUUAUUAAAGAGGUCUCUCUGUGUAGCUGGGACCUCAGUGUGGUCUGACCUUAUUAAAGAGGUCUCUCUGUGUAGCUGGGACCUCAGUGUGGUCUGACCUUAUUAAAGAUGUCUCUCUGUGUAGCUGGGACCAGUGUGGUCUGACCUUAUUAAAGAUGUCUCUCUGUGUAGCUGGGACCUCAGUGUGGUCUGACCUUAUUAAAUAGGUCUCUUUCUACUGCUCAGGUACCGGUAAUACACCUCAGCCCAUUCAGUUCUAGCCAAUGAUAUAGCUUCAUAGACUUAAUGCCAAACAAACUAAUAUUUAGCCCCAACUACCCUCCUAGGUCCUCGUGCAAAUGUAGUAGAUCUGAAACGGUUGGAUAGAUGGGAGUAGCAACGCAAUAUGGUAAAUAACACCUCCACCUUGUCCUCUGAUUAGGCUAGGUGAAGUAUUCACCAUGUUUAUACCUAUCCAAUCCUUACAGAUUUACCUACUGCCCAGAGCUAGGUGCUUCUUUAAAAAUAAACAGGGUUUAUUUAUUAUUAAGAAUAUUAUUAGUUGGCUGUUCAGUUCAGUACUUUUGUCAUCCAGGAGUAUAAAAAGUUACCAAUUCUGUUUCAAUUUAGGAAGUAAACUGAAAUACACUUUUAAAUUGAGACAUUUGUAAUUGGAAGGUCAGUUUACUUCCAGGAUUGACUGAAUUGAAAUGGAACUGAGCCCAACCCUGAAAGGAACCUGGUUCUGUGAUGAAGGGGGAAGUGUUUUAUGUUACAAAAUACAUGUAAGGGUUGAUUCACUUGCUUUGGGUUCUUACUUUUUCCCUGAAUGGUACUAAUAAUAAUAUAGGAUGUAAUAAAAUAUAAAUGUUCUGUGUGUUUAAAAUGGGAGUGGAUGCUGUCUACGUGUUACUGUUACUGCUUGUUGCUCAGGGGGUAGAAUGUAUGAAGCAAUAUCAUUUAAAAAAACAUUUCUAGCUUUAAAAACCUCCCUGUAUGGAUGGGGUGUGUCUUGUUUCUCUGAAUCAGGAAGUCACAGAGAUGGACACCCAAUGAGAUGUCAUGUUGUUGCUUUGUGUAGCCACUCACAAGCUUCUGUACUAAAAUAUACACAUUUAGCUUUUCCAUGAAAUCUGUUUUUCAUCCUGGGAUGCCUCUUCCUGUAUCUAAUAAGUCAUGUUUGGUUAAAUGUGUCUCUGACCCAACUGUCCUCAAUAAAACUGACUUGGUGAAA
Molecule: messenger RNA, 5646 nt
Organism: Salvelinus fontinalis (brook trout)
Lineage: Eukaryota; Metazoa; Chordata; Actinopteri; Salmoniformes; Salmonidae
Gene: nde1
Product: nudE neurodevelopment protein 1
Exons: 9
Coding region: 298-1359 (353 amino acids)
Biological process (GO): establishment of mitotic spindle orientation; vesicle transport along microtubule; microtubule nucleation
Cellular component (GO): kinesin complex; centrosome; kinetochore
Molecular function (GO): microtubule binding
Source: RefSeq, a predicted model, not a curated record